Molecule: messenger RNA, 1314 nt
Organism: Lolium rigidum
Lineage: Eukaryota; Viridiplantae; Streptophyta; Magnoliopsida; Poales; Poaceae
Product: aspartyl protease family protein At5g10770-like
Exons: 2
Coding region: 1-1314 (437 amino acids)
Biological process (GO): proteolysis
Molecular function (GO): aspartic-type endopeptidase activity
Source: RefSeq, a predicted model, not a curated record
AUGACAUACAGCGCCGGGUAUCUCAGGGUGAUGCUCCUCUUAAUUCUUGUAUCAAUGAUGUCUUCUUGCACCGGCUGCCCCUCUUCCAGCUUCGACCAUAUUGUCAACUACGAAGGCGCACUGGAGUUCCCCUUGUUUCACACGGACCACCUAUGUGUCCAACAACAUUUUGGUCGUCCAUUGUCAACUGAAAGCUUAGUUGAGACGGACCUUCCUAUCGACUUGAUACAAAAUGACAGUAUAAACGACUUUGCCUUUCUAAUGCCCAUUGAGCUGGGUACUCCACCGGUCUGGAACCUUGUCUCCAUUGAUACUGGAUCGCCACUCUGCUUUGUUCAGUGUGAACCUUGCACUCUCAAGUGCAACGACCAAGAGGGCAGUGGCUCAAAAUUCAACCCCAACAAAUCUGAGAGUUUAAGGCGUGUUGGGUGCUCGGAACGAAUUUGUCGCACGGUCCAGUCGGCCCUCCGUAUUGGAUCCAAAGCUUGUAUGGAGAAAGAGGAUAGUUGUCUUUACAGUGUCUCUUACGGAAGAUCAUCAGCUUAUUCCGUCGGCAAGUUGGUGACAGACAGAAUCGCCAUUGGGCAGUAUGAGAAGGGCUAUAGUCUCCCUGGUUUCGUCUUCGGAUGCAGCCUGGACAUCAAGUACGACCAGCAUGAGGCUGGCAUAUUCGGUUUUGGUGUUGCGCCAUUUUCUUUCUUUGCACAAGUAGCACGGAUAGUAAGCUACAAGGCUUUCAGCUAUUGCUUUCCCAGCGACAAAAAGAAGACAGGAUACUUGUCCAUCGGGGAUUACAGACGUGUGGGUUCAACAUCUUAUACCCCCUUGUUUCUGGCUCGCGACCAUCCCGUGUAUGCACUGCAGCUGGAUAAGGUGGUGGCCAACGGGAUCCCAUUGGUCAUGGAACCCUCGGAAAUGAUUGUUGACACCGGAUCAAGAUGGACAGUGUUGCGGUCUGCUACCUUCAGCCAACUUGAGACGGUAAUCACCGAGGCUUUGGUACCCCUCGGAUAUACACGUACUGCUGCCAUGGGACCGGGCUAUAUGUGCUUUGACGACGCCUGGUUACGCCCAUUCAAGAACUGGUCUGCUCUGCCGGUGGUGGAGCUUUCAUUCGAUAUGGGUGCUACGUUGAGAUUGGCACCCCAGAGCUCAUUUUAUUUCACUACCAACUAUGGACUAUGCACAUAUUUCAUGAAGGGUUCUGCUUUAGGAACUGCUGUACAGGUAUUGGGGAACUCGGCGACACGGUCUAUCGGCGUCACCUUUGACAUCCAAGGCGGCAAAUUUGCAUUUCGGAACGAUGACUGCUGA